CGAGAGCUCAAGCAAGCAAGAGUUGACAGCACUUAAGCGAUUGAAUGUACUUUGCAACCGCUGCCACUACUGGGUUAUGCAAAGCAUUCCUUGCCUGAGCAUCUGGAUAUUAUAGCACUUUCGAACAGAAUUGCGACCACCAUGGAAGUUAUGUUGGGCAGAGUCCUCACUCGUUCGGGGUUGAGACUCGGUGCGAGAGUAGCAAACCCCCGCGCAUUGGCGACCGCCGCCACCUCAUCACCGCUUUCCGCAGAUGCUGUCCCGUCGCAUGAAGCCGGCUCGUCAAAAGGAGCGCCAUCAGAGCGUGUCAAGGCCUUCCGCGAAGCUUUGGCCAAGGAUGCUGCAGACAUCGAUGGCUUCGCGCAUGCAUCUAGAUCAGUGCAGCUCGGCCGGGUCUCCGACACCCGGCUGCCCUCGUACCUUAAGACGUCAAUUCCGACAGGCGAGAGCUUCAAGCGAAUCAAGAAAGAUUUGCGGGGGCUAGGAUUGAGCACGGUUUGUGAGGAGGCGCGUUGUCCGAACAUUGGUGAAUGCUGGGGUGGCGAGGGUGGCAAAGAGGCAGCGACAGCAACAAUCAUGCUCAUGGGCGACACCUGCACUAGAGGCUGUCGAUUCUGUGCAGUGAAGACAUCGCGCACACCAGCACCACUUGAUGUGCACGAACCCGAGAACACCGCCGAGGCUAUUUCACGAUGGGGGCUGGGAUACAUUGUGCUCACGUCAGUAGACCGGGACGAUCUUGUUGAUGGAGGGUCCGCACAUAUUGCCGCCACCAUCUCCAAGAUCAAGCUGAAAGCACCAAAGAUUUUGGUCGAGGCGCUGGUGCCAGACUUUAGCGGAAAACACGUCGAUGUCGACCGUGUGGCAACGAGCGGUCUGGACGUUUUUGCUCACAAUGUAGAGACUGUCGAACGGACGACACCGAUGGUCAGGGACCGACGUGCAAACUACAGGCAAAGCUUAGAAGUCCUGCGGCGUGCAAAAGAAGCCAAACCAGGCCUUAUCACCAAGACCAGUAUCAUGCUUGGCUGUGGAGAGACCGACGCAGAGGUCGAGCAAACUCUCAAAGAUCUCCGCGCAGUAAACGUCGACGUGGUCACAUUUGGGCAGUACAUGCGGCCCACAAAGCGGCAUAUGAAGGUAUCUGAAUAUGUACCACCCGAAAAGUUCGCUCAGUGGCAACACCAAGCUGAGAGCCUGGGCUUUUUGUAUGUUGCGAGUGGACCGCUCGUUCGCAGCAGCUACAAAGCCGGUGAAUUCUUUAUCAAAAACGUCAUCGAACAACGAAGAGGAACAACCCUGCCGCUUCCAGAAGUGAGGGCAGACCUGACUCUUGAUGCAUGAUGCACCCACUCGUAUUGCAUACCUGGACAAGCCAACCUUGCACAGAUCGUUGCUCAUAGUACAACAUGAUGUUGGCAGUUUUUGCGCACCUUGACACGCUUCCACCUACUCGGAUCUUUUGGGCGUAGUGUCUCCGCCCUCUCUGAGCUGGCGGGGCUUUCCUCUCCCCCUCGUGGGCUGUGUUCCCCUUGAAGCGCUUCCUCUCUCUCGAGUCUGGCCCUGCCCCAGAUUCGCCACCUUCUCCUUGUCUCCGCUCCGAUGCGGUCGGCCUGUGCUAUUCACAUCGCCUACGCACCCGGAGCCUCGACC
Messenger RNA from Tilletiaria anomala UBC 951, 1653 nucleotides. Its product is annotated as Lipoyl synthase. Gene Ontology annotation, biological process: lipoate biosynthetic process. Lineage: Eukaryota; Fungi; Basidiomycota; Exobasidiomycetes; Georgefischeriales; Tilletiariaceae. Gene Ontology annotation, molecular function: lipoate synthase activity; 4 iron, 4 sulfur cluster binding. Gene Ontology annotation, cellular component: mitochondrion. The coding region runs from base 142 to 1344 and encodes 400 amino acids. The transcript has 3 exons. The record is from RefSeq and is a predicted model, not a curated record.